Coccinella septempunctata (seven-spotted ladybird) is the source of this 562-nucleotide messenger RNA. RefSeq names its product glycine-rich cell wall structural protein-like. The record is from RefSeq and is a predicted model, not a curated record. Lineage: Eukaryota; Metazoa; Arthropoda; Insecta; Coleoptera; Coccinellidae. The coding region runs from base 284 to 499 and encodes 71 amino acids. The transcript has 2 exons.
UACCAGAUGGCAUAUACUCGAAAAACUAGUGAUCCAAUGACUAGGCAGAGAAUGAAAAAUCCCACAUUCCAAACUAACCUUCGAAUUAUACCAAUCAUCUAUCAUUUUCUAAGAUUUUUUUUUGUUCAACACCAUUUCCGAGUGCAAAAUUGAAUAAUGUAACAUUUCCACCAGCUUGUCACCAAUUGUACGGUAAAUAGCAGCUAUUAUAUGUUGUACCUUGAGUGUCAAUUUGCAGACAUGCAAAUCAGAUAAGGAUCUUCGAAAAUGUUAUAAAAUAACCAUGAUUUUUUUUCGAGUAACAAUCAGAAUGAUGAAUAUGCUCUGGAAAAGUGUACUCGUUUUGUUUGUUUUCUCUAUGCUUUGUUCUUUUGGUUCCUUUCAAUCUCAGCAGGGUCAGAGGAUGCAGCAACAAGAACAGAAUCAAAGAAUGCAACAGCAAGGGUUGGGGCUAGGACUUGGUCUGGGAUUGGAGCUAGGGUUAGGAAUGGGUGGUUGAAAAUGCAGUAACACAUUGAAUGUAUCUCGAAAAGUACGAAUAAAAACUGUGUGAUACUUCAAA